Molecule: messenger RNA, 3273 nt
Organism: Penicillium cinerascens
Lineage: Eukaryota; Fungi; Ascomycota; Eurotiomycetes; Eurotiales; Aspergillaceae
Product: Sfi1 family protein
Exons: 2
Coding region: 1-3273 (1090 amino acids)
Source: RefSeq, a predicted model, not a curated record
AUGCCUCCGAUAUCCUCUCAGCGGCGCGCCGUGACCGAAGAGACCUACUCUCUCUCAGAUGAUGAUGUCGGUUUCCUCUACCAAGUUGUCAGUCGCGCCGAGGGGAAACCCGAGGUCGAGCAACUCCCAUUCCGAGCGCUUUUCGCGGCAUACGACGAAGUUAUCAAGGAACAUGGUAUCAAUGCAGAUCCGGGCCAUGCGUGCCUGCGCUUCCUGUUCAGAAUGGGAAGUAAAGGUGUCCAGGGACCUAGCCUCUUCGAUAAGUUCGAGAAUGCGCUGCAACAGAUGGGAAUUGUGAUGUGGUUUGGAGAGGAUGUCUCUACGGAGCUAAAUGAAACGAUAGAGAGUCAGCACUAUUCGGUCGACGGCGCGAACAGCCAUGCCACAGAUACCGACUACUUUCCUACCGCGAAUGGAACACCAAUCACUCCAAGGAGACGGGCGUCAUUCAAUACUACACUUGAUAUCGGCGAGGAUGCGACGCAAAGAAGCCUGAUUGGGCGACCGAGCUCUCGCUCAUCAAUGUCACGUCUACAAGUCGGAAAACCCGACUUCUCGAAGCCGAACCUGUUACCGAAUCCCAAACUUCCGAACGGCACACCGAAAUCACCAGAUCGAACCCACUUGAUUGCGCAGUUUUUGGAUGUCGGGCGCCGCUUGAUCAGCAGACUUGACGCUGCACAGCACAAGGAUGUGGACAAAGAAGGAAAGCCAUUGACCAACGGAGUGGUGGCGCGCUCCGCGGUUGACCGUGAUCGUUCGAAGAGAAUGACAGCUGCCAAAAAGCCCCGACGAUCACCUUCCGUAAGCUUUUCAGACGGGUUCGAGUCGAGCGAAUCACAAUCGGUCUCAUCACAGCCUUCGGAGCAUGAUGAUUUUGAAAAAGAAGAGGCACCACCAGAGCUUCUUUAUCGACCUCAACUCUCGGAUUUACUUCGAGAUGCAUCUACCUUCAACAUGUACCGCCAGCGAGCAAUCUGCCGCCGUAUCUUGACUCAAUGGCUGAAGCGAGCCUUUCGGAAUCGACAAAUCCGUGAAACCAGAGAAUCCGUUGCGAUCAAUCAUGAUCGACUUACCCUACUCCGACAAGCAUUUGAGCCAUGGCGCGCAACCAUCCAAGAAAAGCGCCACACGGCGAGAACCGAACGUUUUUUCAAACAUCUCGAGGAACGGGCUAAUCGCGCUCGUGAUUUGUACCUCAUGACGAAAGCAUUCACCCAUUGGGCUCAACUCACAUCUGAAGAGGUCGCCCGUACAUCCGCUGCUCGCCAGCAUGUUUUAAGUGUCAAGUACUUCAACGCCUGGCGUGAAAUCACAGCAGUCAAUGAGUUGAAGGCGCAGCGUUUCGCACUCCAAAAGCCUUUCAACAAAUGGCGAAAGAAGAUCUCGGAUCUCAAGACAGCGGAAUCGCAAGCGGUCGCAGUUCACAACAGUAAUCUACGAGACGCCUCAUAUUGGCAAUGGUUCUGGUGUUUCUGUGAUCGACGGGCUCCCGAGUGGUACGAUCAUCGUCUUAAAAGACGCUCCCUUCUAUACUGGCUGCGAAGUUUCCGGACCAAUCGAGAGCGCGACCAUGAAAUCAACAUUCAUAACAGACGCUCAGUGCUGGGCCUCGCGCUUCAAGUAUGGUCUCAAAGAUCGAAGGAUAUUGCCUCUGCACAACAUAAAGCCGAUUAUUCCCAGUAUAUUCAGGCUUUGAGAAAGACGUUUGAUGAAUGGAAGAUUCAGGCUCGGCUGGCUCCUGCUGCUUCUCGAGUAUCUGGCAUGGUGAACAGCAGAAUGCUUCAAAACGCCUUUUCGAAAUGGGGUAUCAAGGCUCGCAUGGCAGAUCAAGCAGAGCAGAUGAACCGACUCAGAGCCGAACGCAAUGCAUGGACGUCCUGGAAAGAUACCCUUCGUUGUCUGGCACUUCGUGCUCGGAUCGAUGAGCGGGUAAAGAUGGAGACCAUGUACAAGUGGAUUUUGGCGGAGAGAUUCCAGUUGAUGCGCAGGAUACACGAGCAACGUAUCAAGCGUGAGGUGUUUACUCGCUUUGUGACGAACACCCGAGAUACAUACACACGAUUACUGUUUCAUGCGGAGAUUCACGAAGACCAUCGGUCCGAGGACUUGUUACGGUCUAAAUUCGCACUCUGGCAGGAACAAGUGCAGCUUCAGCGUGAGCGUGAAUAUGCAGCAUUUGAAUUCUAUGCCCCACACCUGGCUCAGGAGUCUCUAAUGGCUUGGAGAUCCAAACACCAGCAAAUAACCAAGAUGGAGGCGUGGGCUCGCGACGCAGACUUUUACUUUUUGAUGAAAAAGUCGCUCAAGCGUUGGCAAAAAGCAACAGUGGACUCUGCCAAGAGACGGCGACAGGAAGCUUAUGCGAAGAUCCGACGGAAGAUCAAGAUAAAUCUAGCUUCCAAGGCGUUCUCAACUUGGUCAAACCAGACCCAAAGUAUCCUGAACAUGGAGCAACAAGCAGCAGCUAUGGACCGUGACAAAAUGCUCCGCCUCGUCUCCGAGCUUUACGCUCGUUGGCACGAGAAAACGCUCCAGAGAGCCCAGGAUUGCCAAGAUGCCGAUUGGAACUACUUCCGCGAAAUCGCCUUCAACCAGCUGAUCCAAAUGUCCGAGACUUAUGUGAUCCGUCGUGAAAUGGAAGACACUGCAGACUCGAUGUAUCGAUCGCAUGUUCUGCGCAACGCGGGUGCUGCACUUCGCAAACUCAGUCUCCGUGUCUUCCAGAUGAGAAACACAGCUGAGACUGCGGAAGCGAUGCGUGAAAGAAGCCUUCGGAGACAUUCGAGAAACCUGUUCCGUCUCUGGUUGGAAAAUGCACGGCUUAAACUUGAGGCUCGAGAUUCGCCAGGCCCUGCUAUGACGCCCGCUAGAUUCUCAAAUUUCGGAGCCGUGGAUGACGGAUCGGCCCUGUUCGACCCUUGGUAUCAUAAUCCAUCUGAGACUCCCUUUAAACUCACCGACUUCACGACGACUUCACAAAACCCGGCCUCUGCAACUCCGUUGACCACACCAAACUACAUGACCUCACCAUCCAAGCGUGCAGCUCGUGCCCGAGCACUGGCGCAGAUGUCUACCACCCCUUCCACCCCUCUCCAUACACCAUUUGCUCAUCGACUCCUCCGUGCCUCGGCCUCAACCUCUCAAAUAGCGUCUUCCACCCGACCGCGUACCGGUCGCAGAAGCUCGAUGGGCACCAGCGUUCGGUUCGUAGACGAGGAGCUCCCGGAGUCUCCCACGGACGGCCGACAAUCAGGGAACCGACGGCCUUAA